This is a messenger RNA of Daphnia magna, 2472 nucleotides long. RefSeq names its product muscle segmentation homeobox. Gene Ontology annotation, molecular function: DNA-binding transcription factor activity, RNA polymerase II-specific; RNA polymerase II transcription regulatory region sequence-specific DNA binding. Gene Ontology annotation, cellular component: nucleus. The transcript has 2 exons. The record is from RefSeq and is a predicted model, not a curated record. Gene Ontology annotation, biological process: regulation of transcription by RNA polymerase II; embryonic morphogenesis. Lineage: Eukaryota; Metazoa; Arthropoda; Branchiopoda; Diplostraca; Daphniidae. The coding region runs from base 336 to 1955 and encodes 539 amino acids.
GGACCGACCCCCUUUAUACUCGUUCGGUACGGACGGUCGAGCAUUCAGAAAGCGUUGAGCUGAGCUCCAAGACACAACUCUUCCAAAACAUAGUCCUCCUCCAUUUCGACAGCUUUAAAAAACCAAAAAAAUUCGAAAACAUCAACAUCAGUUUUGAAUCUUUGAUUGAACUCUGCAAAAGUGUCAAGUGCGUUCCUCAGUCAGUACUCGAUGGUGCAUUAAGUGUGUCGCUAUUUCCUUUUGUUUAUUUCGGUGCUGGCUUUGCUGAACAACAGAAGAAGAAGCACAACAAAAAAAACAGUGUGCUUUGUUUUGUUUCGAGUUCCAUCUUUUGAAUGAUGAUUGCCGAUCAAGUAAACGCCCUGAAUCGCGCUCGCGAAGUGGCAGCUGUGGCCAAUUUGAUCCGUUUGGCAGCGGCCUCUCAUCAAUCGGCUCAAGCCGCCGCAGCAGCAGCCGCAGCCGCCGCCACUAAAGUCGUUGAACACCACCACCACAACCAGCCAUCGCCCAAGAUCAAACGUGAUCCGGCGGAAGACAGCAGUCACCACAGCACGGAGGGCGAGGAAGAGGAAGAAGAGGAAGAAGAAGAACAAGUGACAAGUAGAAUGUCUUCGUCCAUCGGUCCGGUGGUCGUCGUUUCAUCCGCCGCAUCCGCCAUGCCCGUCUCGCCGGUGCAACCUCAGCCGUCGAAGAGGAUCUCGUUCAGCGUCGACUCGUUGCUCUCCGACGUGCGACGGACCUCACAGCCGCAACAUCAGACCCAAGCGGCUGAUUUGUCGUUGCGAACGGCCAGCAACAACAACAACAACAACAACACGAGCACGAGCAGCAACGGCGGAUGCCACACAUCCAGCGACGAGGAAGAUAACAAGUCGAUGAUGGAUUCGACGGAAGAAGUGGAUUGCGACGUCGAUUGUGACGACGACGAUGAAGACGUCGACAUCGAGGAAGAAGAGGGCAUGUCGGAAACGUCCGAUACGACGCCCAACGGGAAAUUAUCCCGGCCGUCUCCCACCUUGGCCACUGCGGCCAUGUUCCAUCAUCACCAUCCGCAUCAUCCGGCUAAUCUGAUGAGUCACCAUCAUUUCCAGCAGGCCAGUUUGCAGGCCAUGCAAAUGCGAGGCGUCAUAGCCGCAACUCAUCCCAACUCGGCGUCAGCCGUCGGUGGCGGUCCGUCCCCAUUCCCCGCUUCGGCCGUCGGUCCAGCUCCACAAGGAUGGCCUUUACCUUACGGCCUGGCCGCGGCCGCCUGGGCCCAGCAUGCAUCUCAAUUUGUCUCCAAAGAUGGAUCGGAUUUGAGCAAAUUACCCAGCCUUCAUCAUCAAGGCCUAAACCCUCAUCAUCACCACCACCUGGACGGGCUACCUAAACUACCACCAGGUGGUCAACUGCGCUGUCAAUUGCGUAAGCACAAGCCCAACCGUAAGCCGAGGACGCCGUUCACCACUCAACAGCUGAUGGCCCUGGAGAAGAAGUUCCGCGAGAAACAAUACCUGUCGAUCGCCGAACGGGCCGAGUUCUCCGCUUCGCUAUCCCUAACCGAAACGCAGGUGAAGAUUUGGUUCCAGAACAGACGCGCCAAAGCCAAACGACUUCAAGAAGCCGAGCUGGAAAAAUUGCGGAUGACGUCGCGAGGGCCCCUCGGCCACCUGAUGUCUCCGCACAGCGCCGCAGCCUUCGGCCUAUUCGGUCCGGGUGCCAUGUCCGGCUUGUACGGACCUCCAGGAGGACCGGCUGUCCCGCCAAACUCAUCGGCUGGUAGCAGCAACAGUUCGGCUGGCAAUAACGGCAGGCCUAGCAACGCGUCGGCUGCAGCCGCCGGAAUGAUGAGCGCCUUCGCUUCGUUGUAUCCGAUGACGAGCAGCUCGUCGGCCAUGACCAGUUCCAGCGCAAGUCAAUCAAUGGGCAACAACAACACGGUGACCACCAGCGUCGCUGCCAUGAUCCAUCGUUAAACUCAAAUUCUAUUUGUUUAUUGUUUGGUUUUUCUUCUUAAACGUACAUGUCACCUAAUGAAAAUGUUUUUAAUAUGAUGCGUCUAUUUUGUCAUUUGAUUUCGCAACAAUGCAGUGCAUUUUCAUUCAAACCCCCCUUUACUCUCUGUAACGUGUAAAUAGUGAUGUAAAUAAUAAGCUCGUCCUACAUUUUGACAAAUUUGGUUUUCCUAUAUCCUUUGUGUUCAUCUGUGGCGAUGAAGAAAUUCAACUCUUCCUGAAUGGAUUGUAUUAUAGAAAGAAAAAAACAAACAAACAAAAAAAAACAUUGUUUCCUUGUGUUAAUUUUGGGCCUAUUUUUAAUUAGGAACAAUUUUCGAUUGACUGAAUAAAAAAUCGAUUAUUUUGACGAGACCCUCGAUGUGUAAAUAUUCAAUAGGGGCACUUCCAUCCGUUUGGAAAUGAUGUCAUCACUUUUAAAUGUAUACAUGUAUACAAGAAGAAAACAAACAAACAAAUCCCCAUUCUCUUUUGUAAA